This is a messenger RNA of Myodes glareolus (Bank vole), 1028 nucleotides long. Lineage: Eukaryota; Metazoa; Chordata; Mammalia; Rodentia; Cricetidae. The record is from RefSeq and is a predicted model, not a curated record.
GAACGCACUGGCCCCUCCCCUUCCGGUCCGUUCCUAGCCGCUUCUCCCGGACCCACGUGUGUUUCCACGGUGCUAAAGUUGGAGGUGCUUGUAUCCGGACGCCGCGGGGCCUCGGUGGCCAGGACAUCGCCAUGCCUAAAGGACUGAAAGGAAAAAUUGUAGGUCGAGAAAAAAAAGUCAUCCAUCCAUACAGUAGGAAAGCAGCGCAGAUUACAAGAGAGUCUCACAAGCAAGACAGGAAAGAAAGAUUGAAGAAUGAGAGGGCCUUGCGUCUCAACCUUAUUGGUGACAAACUUCGGUGGUUUCACAGUCAUCUGGAUACAAAUAAAACAAGAUAUUCAAAGAAGGAUGCUUGUGAAUUAAUUGAAAGGUAUUUGAGUCGAUUCAGCAGUGAGCUGGAGCAGAUUGAGCUGCAUAACAGCAUCAAGGACAGACAGGGACGGCGGCACCACUCCCGGGAGACGGUCAUCAAGCAGACGAUGGCGCGGGAGCGGCAGCAGUAUGACGGUUAUGGCUUUGAGAUCCCAGACAUUUUAGACACUAAUAAUCUGCAGACUUUUCGGGAAUGGGAUUUUGAUCUGAAGAAAUUGCCUAACAUCAAAAUGAGAAAACUUUGUGCUAAUGAUGCAAUUCCUAAGAAGCGCAAACAGAAACCCAUUUUAAAUAUAGACAAAGAUUUAGGGGAAUUAGAUCUAACUGGGGACCCUGGAGACUCUGAAGAUGGGAAGUUGGAGCCAACAAGUGAAGCAAGUGAGUCGGAUGAAGAAAUGACCCCGGUGCCUGCCUGCUCUUAGUGAAAUCCCUUGAGACCCUCCCGUCCUGCUCAUCGGUUAUGCUGUGUAAUCAUGGGCGUGGGGCUGCUGAGAUGGCUCAGCCGGGCCGUGCUGCCAAGCCUGACGGCCAGAGUUUGCGUCCCAGAACCCAUGGGUUGAAAGGACAGGUGCUGCAGGUUUUCAUCUAACUCCACGUGCACACCAUGGCAUGUGUGUGUGCAGACAAAGUAAAUUUUUAGUGAUUAUUUAUAUGUA